This is a messenger RNA of Diorhabda carinulata, 912 nucleotides long. It is a transcript of the gene Snap29, whose product is annotated as synaptosomal-associated protein 29. The record is from RefSeq and is a predicted model, not a curated record. Gene Ontology annotation, cellular component: SNARE complex; plasma membrane. Bases 84 to 842 code for a protein of 252 amino acids. Lineage: Eukaryota; Metazoa; Arthropoda; Insecta; Coleoptera; Chrysomelidae. The transcript has 2 exons. Gene Ontology annotation, biological process: synaptic vesicle fusion to presynaptic active zone membrane; synaptic vesicle priming; exocytosis. Gene Ontology annotation, molecular function: syntaxin binding; SNAP receptor activity.
UUUGUCAUAAAAACAAGCAUAUUCUUGUAAUUCUAGAAAAUUUCAAUAAUAUUUUAUAUUUGGUACUUUAUUUUUUGAAAAUUAUGUCUGGUUAUAGGUAUCCAAAAUGUAGCAAUCCGUUUGAAGAUGAUGGCGACGUAGAUGAUGAAACGUUCUUAAGAAAUUCUAGAAGAUCAUAUAAUAACAAGGAACCUACUUUUGAAGAACAAAUGCAAUCAUAUGCGGAAAAGAAGAGAGCUAUAGAAGAAAGGACCCUCAAUAGCACUGAGAAAAGUAUAAGUAUUUUAAGAGACUCCGAACAAGUAGGUAUAGCUACUGCAGAGGAGCUUAUGAGACAAAGGGAAAAACUUGAAAAAACAGAUAAGCAAUUGGAUGAAAUUAAUUCAACUCUUAGAUUUUCCCAAAAACAUAUAAAUGGAAUUAAAUCGGUAUUUAGUAGUCUUAAAAAUUAUAUGGCUGGUAGAAGCGAUUCCCCCAAUUCUACAACUUCAAGUUCAACUCCAAGUACUGUUAAGCAAUCCACAUCGAAUCAAAAUCUAGAAGAAAAUAUUUCCACCUACGACCGUUAUGAAAAUCAUCCAGCAACAAGGCUACGAAAUAAUGAUUACAGCAGCUACAAUCAAAUAUCUUCUGGAGGUAGUAAAGAUUUUAGCGCCAAAUUAGAUGCUAAUUUGCAAGAAAUGUGUUCUAAUAUAAGUCGUCUUAAAGGUUUAGCAUCUGAAUUAGGUAAUGAAAUAGAUUCUCAGAAUGAUUUGAUUUCAAAUAUAACAGAUAAAGCUGAAUUAGCCGAUAUUACAAUCACCAAACAAAAUAAACAGAUAGCUCGGAUUCUAAAGAAAUAAAAUUCUGUUAUUUGAAUUGAUAGUUUCAACAAAUGGGUCUAAUUAUGAUAUUAAAUAUGGUAAUAAUAUA